UUUGGUGCAAAUCAAGAUUGCUCAAGAGCGCUGAUAAUAUUUAUCGGCAAAACAGUAACCUUUAAUUUAUAUAUUUGAGACUCAAUGUACGGAGAGUUUUCCAGCAAUAGUUUUCCAGAAGAAUGAGUUCAACUUGUGUGAUGCAUCUUAGCACAUAAACGAUCUUUUUAGUGACGUAUAUUUCGCGCGAAACUCCGUUUGGAAAAGCUAAGUGAAAGUGGACUGAUCAGAAAUGAGUAAAAAAGACAACGGUGCGUCACUCAUCCUUGCCUAUUUGAAUGAGAAGAAUCGGCCCUACAGUGCACAGGAUGUCUUUUGCAAUUUACAAAAGCAGCAUGGAUUGGGCAAAACUGCAGUUGUCAAAGCCAUGGAGCUGCUGGCUCUAGAGGGCAAGAUAAAGGAGAAAACAUAUGGCAAGCAAAAGAUUUAUUUUGCAGAUCAGGCUCAGUUCAAAGAUGUAAAUGAUGCAGACUUGAAGGCAAUGGACUGUCAGAUCUCAGAGCUCAUUGCAGAGGCGCAGUCCCUCACACAGAGCUGCAGACAGCUGGAUGCAGAGCUGAAGGAACUCAACAGCUCCCUGACAACAGAGGAAAUGAUGUCAGAGAUCCGAGAACUGAAAGCAGAGUGUUCUGAGUACAGAGCGCGUCUGGAGAAGAUAAAGUCUGCCACAAAUCAUGUCACACCUGAAGAGAAAGAGAAGGUCUACAAAGAGCGGACUGUUUACGUGAAAGAGUGGAAAAAGAGGAAGAGAUUGGCUUCAGACAUGAUAAAUGCAAUCCUGGAGGGGUAUCCCAAGAGCAAAAAGGAGUUCCUGGAUGAAGUUGGAGUCGAAACUGAUGAGGACUGUAAAGUGGUUGUUCCAAGUAACUGAAAGAACAAGAAAAACGCUUGUUCAGCUGCUUGAGUGAUGUAAGUCCCUGCAGUGCUCUGCUAAGGAGAUAGAUUACUCAUCAGAGCAGUCUGAGUCAUUGCACAUUACUUUAUUUAUAGCUUUUCUUUUGGACAAACAGUACACCUUAAAUAAAAGUUGAAUGGAGAAACAA
Molecule: messenger RNA, 1043 nt
Organism: Seriola dumerili (greater amberjack)
Lineage: Eukaryota; Metazoa; Chordata; Actinopteri; Carangiformes; Carangidae
Gene: psmc3ip
Product: PSMC3 interacting protein
Exons: 8
Coding region: 233-871 (212 amino acids)
Biological process (GO): homologous chromosome pairing at meiosis; meiotic joint molecule formation; meiotic strand invasion involved in reciprocal meiotic recombination
Cellular component (GO): condensed nuclear chromosome; DNA recombinase auxiliary factor complex
Molecular function (GO): recombinase activator activity; double-stranded DNA binding
Source: RefSeq, a predicted model, not a curated record